UAUCAACUGAUAAGAAGAUAGGAGGUUGGGGUUUCUCUAAGUUGCAGCUCCCUUGUUAGGGCUGCCCUUGAGCUACGCUGUGAGCUGGGACGUUUCUCCGCCCCCUCCCUGCUUUUUUGGAGGAUGGCAAGGAAGCGGCAGGAACACGUGCUCACUACGAAGUGAACGAGCGAGGAAGGACACAUCACCUCCGCUUAAAUAUGCACGGAAUAGCACUGUAAACGCGAGGGUAUCGUACUAUAGAGAAUUGCAAAGUGCAUUCCGUUAUUCCGGCCGGACCAUCAUUCCGCCGAACCAAUUCAAGACCUCAAUCCUAAACACGUGGCUUCCUAAAGUAUCUACUACUACGGUAUCCAACAGGACAAGCAAGCAUUUCCUUGGGGAAAGAGGCUUUUGCGGAGGAGAUAAGCGCCCCGUUGCUUCAUUUCCGUUCCUUCGGCUUUGCUGUAUAACUUCACAGCUUCUGUCUAGCGGCGUUAUCGACGACUUGAAUUCAAGGAAUGGCAUUCUGGACACUAAAUGAGAAGCAUCGCAUGCAGCGUACAGCAACACUUUCUCGGCAAGUUCUAGAGCGAGCAAAAAAACGGAAAUUGUACUGGUGCCUGCCUUCUCAUCACCAAAACAGGACCUUUUGGGGAGAGGCUGAUAUUUCUCUUGAAGAUGCUUUUGCUGCAGUUGCUGAACACCUGGCCUGUAUCUCUGCAGUGUGCGAGAAUUACUACUGUUCAGUACCACCGUUUCAGUUUGACGAGAAUGAAAUUGAACAUAUUUUCCGCUACCACAGCAGAGAAGCAUCUCAAAACUUGCUAAGAGCAUUUGAAGAUGAGGAAAAGAAAAAUGCUCCAAUAGUGGAAAAGCAAAAUGUUCCAGGAGUGGGAAAGCCUGAACGUCACAAAACCAAAGCAACUGUUUUAACUGAACCAACUGCUUUAAUUCCAGCUCAGCCAUCUGUAUCAGAAGAGAUCCUCAUUGAAGUGUCACCUGGCUCAUACAUAAUCAACACAACUUCAUAUGAUGACACAAUCAAAGAAGCACACCUAGUAAAUGUUCAUCCAGGAGAAAGUGUAAAUCUGGUUUUUCAUUUAUCUCCUAAUAAUGACAAUUAAAAUCAAUUUCAAUGUC
Pantherophis guttatus is the source of this 1122-nucleotide messenger RNA. It is a transcript of the gene AKIP1, whose product is annotated as A-kinase interacting protein 1. Gene Ontology annotation, biological process: regulation of non-canonical NF-kappaB signal transduction. The record is from RefSeq and is a predicted model, not a curated record. Gene Ontology annotation, cellular component: nucleoplasm. Lineage: Eukaryota; Metazoa; Chordata; Lepidosauria; Squamata; Colubridae.